Molecule: messenger RNA, 1311 nt
Organism: Penicillium brevicompactum
Lineage: Eukaryota; Fungi; Ascomycota; Eurotiomycetes; Eurotiales; Aspergillaceae
Product: integrase zinc binding domain-containing protein
Exons: 4
Coding region: 1-1311 (436 amino acids)
Source: RefSeq, a predicted model, not a curated record
AUGAGCAGCUUUGCAAGACGCAACGAAGGGAAUGAUGCAUAUCUCAUGAAUCACCAAAUGGCAGUGCCUGGGUCAUACGGCCAGCCAGAGAAUCAUGACUUCAAGCAAGAAGCCCACGAUUUCAGCACGCAUGGAUCAGGCUCAUACCACUUUCCUCAGCAUUCCUUCAAUCCCUACGGCUCCCAAUUCGGUCAGCCCUACGGCCCACAUCCAAGUCUGUCUCCGGGGAUACAGCAUUUACAGUACAGCUCGGAGCACUCAAUCCCAUCUAUGACAACUCCGGAUGAUCCAAGGCUACACCAUUCGCCACAGUACGUGACUCAAUCACGAUACCUCCAAGCGUCCAGGUAUCUGCCACGCGAUCCACUGGGUGACACAGAGAUUGAAAGCCAAGAAUCUCGCAACGAGGCUACUUUGCUAUCCGAAGCGGUGGUGCCUCCACUCAGUGGCUUUCCCGACGUGAAAGAGUUCGAUCAGCUAAUGCAGAACUAUGUCGAGGAUCUCUCCAUCAAGAAGCAAGACAAGGCGUUGAUUUAUGCUAAAAGAGCCCGGAAUAUCCGGACUGUGUUGAUUGACCCAAAGGACACGGCGGUCGAGUCGGCUCAAUUCCGGUAUAAGCUCUCCAAAACAUCGCUCGAUGAGAAUGCUUUGCUAACCACAUCAGAUUCUGGGUCAAGAAAAUGUUCAAACUACAAGCAGUGGGGAUUGGAGCAUCGGAUCAUUGCCACAAAGAAUCGAAAAAUGAUCUGUCAUGAGGGCAAACCUGUCGCCAUUCGGGAGAAACUGUUCAAAAUUCUCACCAAGGCCCAUCAGCAAUGCCAGCAUGGUGGCCGUGACAAGACUUCUGCCCAGGUCCGGAGGAUCUAUUCAUGGGUUCCCAAGGAACUGAUCUCUCGCUUUGUGAAGAUCUGCCCAACCUGCCAGGUACGACGAGGAGGCUCACGUUUAACUCCGCCCAAUUCACGCCGGAGCUCGCCUAGGCUGGACAUGGUCCCUCGGUCACCAAAGCUUCCAUCACCCCCAAUUUCGCGGCGCGAAUCUAAUUUUAGUGGCCAAAUGCCUCUUGAUCGAACUCCGGACUUUUUUGGCCAUUUACAUGGUCACAAUGGCUGGUUGGACAGCCAUCAAAGUGUACAGGGCCGAUCGACUCUCGGAAAUGGAGUUCGGUCGUAUCAAAGCUCCAUGGGCAACCUUUCACAUUCAAUCGCCAACACAUUGGAUCCCUUCUCCGCUGACCUAUCUAUUCCUCCAUCGCAGCUGAGCUAUACUGGUUAUGUGCCGACACAUACUCCAUCCCAGAGAGAGUUUUGA